Hevea brasiliensis (rubber tree) is the source of this 849-nucleotide messenger RNA. RefSeq names its product ubiquitin carboxyl-terminal hydrolase 3. The record is from RefSeq and is a predicted model, not a curated record. Lineage: Eukaryota; Viridiplantae; Streptophyta; Magnoliopsida; Malpighiales; Euphorbiaceae. Gene Ontology annotation, molecular function: cysteine-type deubiquitinase activity. The transcript is spliced from 8 exons. Gene Ontology annotation, biological process: protein deubiquitination; ubiquitin-dependent protein catabolic process. Gene Ontology annotation, cellular component: cytoplasm.
UAAUUGACCCGAGAAAAAAAAUGGAGUUUAAAACCCAGCCAAAACCUUUUUAUGGCUUUUAUCAAUUCCUUUUUCUCUCGGCGUUCCGAAUCUCUUUUCCACUAAACAAGUAGAACACCAAUGGCAGCCACAGACGAAAGUUCCUCUGCUAAGCGGUGGCUUCCUCUUGAAGCUAAUCCAGAUGUUAUGAACCACUUUCUUUGGGGCUUAGGUCUUCCGGAGAGUGAAGCAGAGUGCUAUGAUGUUUAUGGCUUGGAUGAAGAACUCUUGGAAAUGGUUCCGAAGCCUGUUCUUGCCGUUCUGUUUCUCUAUCCCAUCGCUCAGCAGGUUUGUUCUUUGUUGUGCACUUAUGCUGGUAUAUUCUUUGAUGAGUUCUGGCUACAGGAACCUAGCAGUAAAGUUUAUUUCAUGAAACAAACUGUGGGUAAUGCUUGUGGAACAAUAGGGCUUCUUCAUGCUGUUGGUAACAUCACUUCAGAGAUCAAGCUUCUUGAGGGAUCAUUCUUGGAUAAGUUUUUCAAAUCCACUGCAAAGAUGGGACCACUGGAGCAUGCUACAUUUCUUGAGAAUGACAGAGAAAUGGAAGUUGCUCAUUCUGUAGCAGCUACAGCUGGUGAUACAGAGGCUUCAGAUAAUGUGGACGCUCACUUUAUCAGCUUCACAUGUGUGGAAGGAGAACUUUUUGAGCUUGAUUGAAGAAAGUCAGGACUGAUAGCACAUGGUGCAUCCUCACCAAGCAGCUUAUUGCAGGAGAAACUAAGAUCAACGAUGGAUUCUAGUUUGCAUGAAGAUAAUACAGACUGGAUUCUGGAAGGCAAUUCUUCUGGUCUCGCAAUAGAGUUUGCUUAA